AUGUUUCUGACGUCAUAUCCUGACCUCUUUCAGAAAUUCCAACUCCGUGCCUGUUUUCCGUUGGCGGACUUUGUCCGCGCGUCGUCCAAUCAGGCCAAAGCGCGGCUUUCGACUUCCUUCGCCAUUCAACGCGUAAAGGGUUGGCAAAAUGCCUGUCAUGUAAGAGUCAUUUUUGCGCCCUUUCCAAAAUUUAGACUCCCUUCUAUCACUUUUGCUACAUGGAAGCUCUUCGUUUCAGCAUUUUUGAGGUUUAUAGGCAAUGCCUCUGAAAACCACAUUACGCCUCCUGCAUUCCAAGCAGUCAUGGCCUCUUAAGUCCGCCGGUUUCAGAACAACCAUGACUACACAUGGGUAUCCAUCUCGUUCAAUCUAGAAGUAUAGCGAUAUCUACGGUAAGAAUUCGCGGAACAGGCGCAUUCGAGAAAGCACGAUAUAAAACUCUUGCCCUUUACAGCGACAGUAUUUCCAACCUGAUCAAGCGAUGGUUGUUGUGCUCUACUGAAGAAUUACGAUAAAUAUCAGCUCAUAUUUGACGGUUUUACAGAAGCCACUCCAAGUUAAGGGAGAAGGAUGUCUCACCUACGCAUUCCACCACAUAUUACAAAGAAUACCGGCGAAAACAUGGGAGACCGGGGUGGCCAUUUCUGAUUUGGUAGCCGUGUCAGCCAGUCGUACCCAACCCCAGGUUUGCAUGACCGGAAACUCAAGUCCAGGUUUUUGGUCGUUGAGUGCUGAAUGAUCCAACGCUCCCCCACCGAACCACCGGCUCGUCCUCUCGGUUGCGACUGAGCAUAUUAACCGUGGUGGAAUUGCGAUCCACCUGUAGUUGUGGAUGCAUGCACACCGGACGGGCUCAAAUCCAACUGGCGGUCAGGUCAGUCGAAAACUUGUCUAAAUGGCUUUUAAAAUCGGAAUAAUAAGUUGGGUCUCCCAGACAGUGGAUACUGUUGACCCCAAAAGAGCCGUGCACAAACGACUCAGGCACUGUGCUGCUCGAAGGCAGCUGACAUAUAGUAGUAAAAAUCUGACCUGUUCAAACGAAGUAUUUGACUCGACUCUGCUCUGGUAAUCCCUGGUCAUUUGGUCUCUGCAUUCUGUUAUGCGUUAUCGGACCGUUUUUGUCGCGUUUUUAAGCCAUCUCUUGUCAUAAUUAGAUAGUCUCUUCUGAACUACGACCUCGUUUUCUCAUUUUGACUUUCCAAAUAAAUUCAACCCUCUACGUGUUAGUUACACAUUGCUCAUGUUAUAAAGCGGUGGGGAGCAGUUGGUAUCCGGCAACGAACAUUUUGGUGCCACUAAAUUCCUCUAUUUUUUGUUCAUUUUAAGUUCAUACAGCGCACGAAGUGCUACAUGAAUGCCUUAGAAGGCAGCAUUGCCAAACCGUCAGUGAUCUUGAGUUCACUCCUCAAUUCUCGCCACAAGGGUGUUGGAAAUUCGUCUCUAUACCUAUCUGAUAUUAUCCGGUCAUCGCAAUUAUAAGCAAGACGCAUUUUGCCUGCUUCUCACUUUCGUUUCAGCGUACGGUCAUUUUGCUCGUGGUAGCUUAACGUGAGAUGCCUCCUUCAGGUAGCUAUUACGCGUGACCUUCACAACGCCCUAUACGCACCUACACUGGCUGAUUGAUCCACGUGCCGUUGCAUUUUCCAGUGUUAUCACGCACUGCGCUCACGCAGCCAGGUGGCGCAGCUCACAUCGCCACGAAGUACAAACGCCGUCCCCACGCGGGGGGAACCAUUGUGGGCCGGGCAGCACAAACCAGUAAUAGCCACGGAUGUGGUCCCCUCCCCCCCCCCUCACGGCACAACGAUAUAAAUGUUCACACGUUGCUGCACUCUAGCAGUCUCUGAUGAUGAACUCCUGCUCGGGUUCGAAAGCUAAGGCUAAUAACUACCGUCCCAAUGAUCGUGCCUUCGUCUUCUUUUAAAGAAGCACCUGGGAUGCGCAUAUUCUCUCCUAUUCGUGAAAGUGCCAAAUGUUUGAAAGUUUUUUUUAGAUUUUUUACGCGUGUGCAUUUUGUCUGUGGCAUCUUCAGCCAAACGGACCUCGUUUUUCCGUCUUCCUCGCUGGACCGUCCUUUUCUGGGCUUGCCAUCUGUUACUCAUUCACUGCUGGUCUUACUGUUUUUGCACUUUAUCUUUGUUCCCUUAGUUCCAGCAGCUCUCCCCGACUAAUCUCACAGCCCUGCGUCACUUUGAUCGCUACUACGCCCACGUCUAUGGACUGACCGCAUGGAGCGCUCUUCGGGCUGCCUUGCUAGCGCCCUCUGCCAAGGUGGCGGUGCUCAACUCCGUCUGCCCCGAGGCCGAGAACACUGCGCGCCGACUUCUAUCUCCUGCACACGGCUGUCUGGACCUCAUAAGCAGUCUCAUCUCCUCCUCCUCCUCCUCCUCCUCCUCCUCCUCCUCCUCCUCUUCCCCCUCCAGUGCUACAACUAGCACCCCGCCGCAGGUGGCCGCCACUGAAACACCUUCCGACAAUGGCACCGACAGCGAGAGCCUGCGUCAGCGACAACAACAUCAGUUCCUAGUGGACUCCAGCCUAUCCUCAGACGCGGUCCUAUCGGAGUUUGUGUCACCCACAGAGUUUAUCAGCGAACACAGCCUCUACGUCCGUGACUCCGACCGAGCCUUUACCCUGCGCGGCGCACCCACCGACGCUGAGUCGGCUGACCUUGUUGCCAUCUCCGAAGCAACCGAAAUGGGGUCGCCGGCCUUUUGGCGGUCCUGUAAGCACCUGCGUUGCUUUUGCCUGCCUAAAGGCGUCUACGACACUGUCGGCCGUCCAGCCCUCGGUUCAGGGCGAAGUAUUGGUGCGUGAGUUUAGCGCGUGCGCGCGCACGUGCCAAAAAAUAAGUAAAUGCUGUAGAUGACUGAACCCUUGUCUUGCCUCCUCCUCCUCCUUCAGACUUCUAUCCCAUUGACCUGGGUUCCGUUCUGGCGGUGUUAGCGCUGGACAUUCAGCCUGGAGUGAGACUGCUUGACGUCUGUUCAGCUCCCGGUGGGAAAGCUAUCACUGCUUUGCAGACCCUAAACCUGUGUAAGUGCUGCUUUUCCUAUUCCCUGAAAGUAUAUCCUUCAGCUACCUUCUACAGACCACUCUUCUGGCUUUAGUAACAGAGAUCCGGUUGGCCGCUCCAGUCAUUCUUAUGUAGGCAACCAGCCGACGACGUCAUUGGUCAGCACAAAUAACCAAAUCCGGGAAUUCCGUUACAGAAACCUAAUUUAGCGGUUUUCUGCGUUAAGGGAGAGAACGUUGAUGGGUGAGUAGAGAAGGAAGCAACGGUGGCCCAGUUUCAACUUUCCAUCUGCUCCGUACUACCGUCGUUCAAAGAGGUUAAUAAUCGUACUUUCCGGAGUGUGAAGUCUGAUGCGUACAGCAGGUGCACUAUCUCAUGAAAUGUCAACCGAACUUCUGAAAUGCGUUUUCGUUUCGAAAAGAUUAAUUAGGUAAGGUUGUAAAGCGAAUCAUUGUGCAGUAUAAUUCUAUAAUAGUUAAGUUGCCUCAAAAUGCCGGCUUUCGAAAUAACUUUCCGGUCGCAUGCAAAAGUCACGCUCUGUAAAAAGUGACCACUUGACUAGCAUACAUUUUUCUCAUCGAUUUUCGAUGUCCUUAAAAAGUUUAAUUGUAUUUCAUGGAUGGCAUGCAUAAAAUAUUCAUUUUUUGCUCAUUCAGUGGAAAACUACGUCCUCUUCCAGUUAUAUACUCGAAGGAGGGGUAUAAUUCGGUUUUGAAGAAAUCUCUAAUUGUGAAAUUUUUUAAUACCGUGAAAUGGCCGUUCAUGAAAAGUUAUUUCUCUGCAUUUACCAAGGUGGCUUGUAAAGGUAACAUUAUGACUGAAAUCCACUGCUACAUUUUAUGAAACCCAUAUGGUGUCCUCUUAAUACCGUAGAGAAGCGUAUGGUUUUCCGUACGUGAAAAAUAUACGGCUUGAAGUCUGGAAACCCUGAAUGCAGAUGUAACGGCAGGUCGGGGUUCAGAAUUAUUUGGACAUUGAAAAGAAUUUGGAAAACCGAAUUAUACCCUUCCUUCGAGUAUAAACUUGGAAGAAGACGUAAUUUUCUACCGAAGGAGCAAAAGGAUGAAUAUUUUCUGUAUUUUUUCCGUGAAAUAUAAUUGAAUUUUUAAGAGCAUCGGAAAUCAAUGAGAAAAAUGCAUGCUAAUCAAGUGGUCAUUUUUUACAGUGUGAUUUUUACAUGCAGCCGAAAAGAAUUUCAUUCGAAAGCCGGAAUCCUGAGGUAACUGAAUUAUUAUAGAAUUAUGCGGCUUGAUGAUUGGUGUUACGACCCUAUUUAAUUAAUCUUCGAAACGAAAAGGCAUCUCGAAAUUUCAGUUGACAUUUAAUGAGUUAGCCCACCCACUGUAUAGUAGCAAGUUAUAAAGUUUGUUAUCCAAAUUUCUGUAGCCUAGAAUCAGAAUACCUUCAUAAGGUGUACAUGUGUCUUGUUGAUCACGAAUUUUUUAUACGCCGGUCACCAUAUCCUCAGUACUCCAUGUACCGUCGAAUGAUUUAAAAACAAAUCCUGUAACCGGCCUUCUAAGGGUGGCCGCUUUGGUAUAUGCAAAGUAAUCCGGGCAGUUGCUCUCCCUAUGAACGUUUUGUUGCCUGUUUUUGUCUGCGCGAUCGCUUUGCUCGCUCGUAUGCGCCAACCCUGUUGUGCAAUGCGAAAUGGCAACUUCAGUAGACGGGGCGAAACCCCAUAGUCCUCCGAAAUGGAUGCCAUUGGCAACGCCGCGCAGACACCACAACAGAAACCGCUGUCAGUGUUCACACACACACGCCGAUACGAGGAGACGAAGUUGCGGCAAACCUGUAUGUAGGCAGGCAAAGGGCGUACCUCAUUCGGACAGCAGACUUUUCCCCACAUCUAUUUCGGGGCAUGUGUACGCACAAUGUUGUCCAAAACGCAAAAAUGGCGCAUUUUAAUUCUCCUUACCGCCGACGUCUCCAAAUUACAAAAAAUCCUUUGUUCAUCUGACUGAAGCUCCUCUGACAGCGUUCUUCCAGAGGCCAUUUUCGUUUCGCUAUUUUGAACGUUUGAUGUGGUUUUGUCAUUCUCUAGUCUUCACAAUGAUUCUGCGUAAUUCACUUGUUAACCAGGGCAGCUUUACAAGAAGGCUAGAGUCACGAUGUGCUAGUUUUUUUCCCAAAAAUCUUUUAAAAGCUGAUUGGGUUUCCCCCCUUUUUUGUUGGACGCAGAGAAAAACUCGAGUUUGCACUUGUGGUUUUACGCCCAUGCAGGGCUCCCUAUAAGAUGCCUUUUCCGAACUGGAGUGGGUAUAGAUUGAUCUGAUUGAUGUCUAGCAACGAAAGGUGGUGGAACAGGGAAGUAGGGCCCCCCAUAAUUUCAAGGGGAUCAGGGUGAGGGCGUGGGGCUAGGUACCCCACCUCUUAUACAAGAGAUGCCUGUUUCCUUGUUAUAGCCACCAACAGGCAACCACCUGCCGAGUCACAGGAACUAUAUAGACCAACUUAGAGGGUAAUCGACAAACGAUGAGGGAACUCACCAACAGCAUCGGCUGGGUGUAGUGGUUGGCCGAGGAGGGCUGCAAUUUUCCAAAAACAACUGACCUCUCAGUCUGCCUCUCCUUUUCCAGCUGGUCAUGCAGAAGCUGCACUCUUUAGUGGGCCUCUCUGCUUCAUGAUCGUUCAGAUGCGAGCAUUACGGCGCAAAAUAGCCCUUAAAGCCAUCGUUAUGUAUUGUAACGUCCGCUAGCAGCUGCUUGUUUUUGAUAAAUUUUGUCGCAAUAAGACUGGGGUAUUUUCAGUCUCGACCUUGUUGUCUCGGCUUCGUCCAGUAUUUCUUGAAGGGGUUCGGCCCCAGGCAGAGAUGUGGCUUUUCGGGAAGGCCCUCUGCCAAUAUUCAGCUAACUCUGGGCGAAACCAGUGUUGGAACUGACUGGAUCAGAUUUAUGUAUCAGCCGGAAGGCCCUACGUUUUUGCAUACCUUUUAUUAACUACAGUACAGGCGUACUUUCGGUAGGAAGAUCUGGCUUAAAAUAAUGAUUGAAUCGGUUUUGGGGAAUCGAGAGUGCACAAAACGGUCAUUUAUCUAGUUUGCCAUGAUCAAGAAAGUUUGGCGUUGGAGCCUAGAUGAGAACUGGUGGCAUUCUAUGUGGGAGAGGGGAGGUGGCAUUCGCCGGUCUAUCUACCCCUCGAAAUGGAGUGCGGAUGUUUCCCCUCUCAGUCAAUCAUACUACUACUACUACUACUACUACUACUACUACUACUACUACUACUACUACUACUACUACUACUACUACUACUACUACUACUACUACUACUACUACUACUACUACUACUACUACUACUACUACUACUACUACUACUACUACUACUACUACUACUACUACCGUGAUAAUGGUUUAUUUGGGUUUGCAUCAAAUCGGUUGUCUGGUCAUUGAGAGGGUGAAGGAGUUGUGACUUGAUUUUGAAAGUAAUUUUAUAAUAAAUUCCUUUUAUUCUGAGUCAGCGGGAUGUCAUGUGCGAGUAGGGACCAACCCGUGUGUGCGCCUAGAUCUGGAUUGGGCCUCAUCAACAACUGCUUCUGCAUUCCUCUCCGGUCGUCUUGACUUUGUCCUGCCAUUAGAACAGAGGUUUUUGUGGGUUGCCAGGGUGAACUCCAGUUGGUGACCUAACCCUGGAAGUAGGCCUGAAUUCAACGGGCUCUCUAUUAGCUCAUGGACCGACCCAAUUACGAAUGACGACCUUCAGUCACCUGGAAGCACAACAAGUAUUCAAGGUCAUGUUACCUUGGGCAGAGAUCGCCAUUGUCUGAUAAGAGCAAAGAUGCCGAAAUCAUGCAGCGACUGGGUAAAUAAAGCAUUUUAAUUGCUGCAGCGUCUAAAAAAACCGAUGUUAGUUCAUCUUCGGGUUGAAUAUCCUCUGAAAAUUACUAUAAUGUGCAAUAGGGCAGCAGGAUUAAAUCCUUAAUUUUUAAAAUUUUUCAGAGUGAUAUGCAGGAUUCGACGGUAAAAAGUUUUGUUUGCGCAUUGUCUGAUAUAUGGUUGAAUGGCGCAAGGACUAUUUUGCUUUAUUUCCUGAGCAUAAACGUCGCACAUUCUGACAGACUGGCCAGCAGUGGAAACAUUAAAAUAUGACGACAAAAUGCAGUCAAUAGUACGCCCUUUUCUGCGUGAGAAGUACUGUCCGUUUAUAAAAUUAAAACGAGCUUUUUGACAACGAAUCUGAAGGCCUCUGUGAAAUGUUCAUGAAGACUGUGCGGUCUUUGGUAUCCUCGGUGGGUGGUUUUCAGACGUCUUACCCAUGCAGCUAGCCCUCUGACGUUAUUUUUCCACGAAAAGCAGUUCGCGUCUUAUCCUUAGGCUUACAUAGGCAUGAAACCCAAUCGCCAAAGGAAAUUAUUGUUCUCAACGAAGACCUGCGCUAAAUGUGCUUUUCAUCACAUACAGUAGGUGGGCUAACUCAUGAAAUGUCAACCGAAAUCCCGAAAUGUGUUUUCCUUUCGAAAAGAUUAUUUCAGUAGCGUUGGAGAACUAGUCAUCAAGCGGCACAAUUCAAUAAUAAUUCAGUUACCCCAGGAUGUCGGCUUUCGAACAAACUUCUUUCCGGCUGCAUGCAAAAACCAUAAAAAAUGACUACUUAGAUAGCGUACAUUUUUCUCAUUGAUUUUCGAUGCUCCUAAAAGUCCAAUUAUACUUCACGCAAAACAUACGUAAAAAUGUUCAUUAUUCUGCUUUGUCGGUAGAGAAUGAAGUCUUCUUCCAAUUUUUAUACUUGACGGUUUUCAAAAACUUUUCCAAUUCCCGAAUAAUUUUGAACCCGACCUGCCGUCACACUCGUAUUCAGGACUUCCAAACUACAAACCAUACAUUUUCCACGUACGGAAAACCAUACGUUUCUUUACGGUAUUAAGUGGGCACCAUAUGGGGUCCAUAAAAUUCAGUAGUGGAUUUGGACCAACUUUACGAGCCGCAUUGGUAAUUGCAGAGACAUGACGUUUUAUGAACGGCCAUUUCACGGUAUUAGAAAAUCUUACAAUUAGAAACUUUUUAAAACCUAAUUAUACUCUUCCUUUGAAUUUAAAAUUGGAAGAUGUAAUUAUCUACCGAAUAAGUAAAAGAAUGAAAACCAUUAUGCAUGUUUUCCAUGAAAUAUUACUGCAUUUUCAAGGACAUCGAAAAUCAAUGAGAAAAAUGCAUGCUACCUAAGUAGUCAUUUUUUACGGAGUAUGGUUUUUGCAUGCAGCUGGCAAGAAGUUUGUUCGAAAGCCAGCAUCCUGGGGUAACUGAAUUGUUAUAGAAUUAUGCUGCACGAUGAUUGGUUUUCCAACGCUACUGAAAUAAUCUUUUCGAAACGAAAACACAUUUCGGGAUUUCGGUUGACUUUUCAUGAGUUAGCACACCCACUGUAGGAUAAUAUACAAUGACGUUUAUCCUUAAAAGUGCCUUGCCAAUGUAUUUCGCAGUCAAACACCCAGGCUCCCAUCAUUUGUGAGGGGAGGGAGAGAUUUGAAUCCUUUUGUCCGUUCGGGAUAAUUUUUCUACCGCAGAUGAAAAAUCCCCCUCUGCUCCUUAUUUUAGAGUGUUUUUAAUUGGUUUCUUCCACUUAUAGGCCCCACUGUAUGUUCUUGAGUUUGCUAUGGAUUUGCUUCAUAAACACUGAAUUAUUUAAAUAAGCAAAGGUUGAAAAGCAUGAGGGUUUUAAUUACGUUUCAGAUAAACCGCACAAAUCGACCGGGGCCCUAUUGUCCACUUCGCGGCUUUAUACGCCCCUGGAACUUACGCACGCAUAUACCAAAAGAGGUCAGAAUUAUAAAGAAGGGCUUCUGUUUAUCGGGGAACAUCGUGGUUACUCACCUUCUGUCUCGCUCCAGUCGAGUUUUAAGUUGGCUUACCUUGUCCUAUUUACCCUUUCUCAUUUCAAUUAUUUCCGUCUGCUAGGCUAAUCGCGAUGAAAUACGCAGAUGCUAUCUACGAUAGUUAUUAGCGUAGACGGCAAUCACCGGGCUGUAAAGAAAUGUUUACUUCCACCCAGAAAUAUUACUUUUUUUAUUAAAAUAACUUUGAAACCCAUACGGCGUAAGCAAAAAGACCUUUUGCGUAAGGUGUUCGUCUGUAGUGACACAAAGCGUUUUGCACUUUUAGUCUGUUAGAAAAACGUCUGUUUCUUAACAGUCGUACUCACACCCCCCCCCCACUGCGGGGCUCAUUCGUUUUUUCUCACUUGACUAGUGUCAAUGGUCCGGGGAUAUCCUUCGUUGGAAUCUGGACCCGUCCACAAUCAACGAAAUUAAUAAGUGAACAACAUAGCAUCUGAGACACCUGCAACAGCGGGCCAAUCGCGGGAGAUGCGAUGGAGCGUCACGUGGGACCAGCUUAGGGUACAGCACACCUAAACUGGGCUACGCAGAAUCUGCGCAUCUUAUAGAAAUUGCCACAUAGGGGCCGGUGGUGACACGCCUGGUCGCAGGCUCACGUCACGCCGGCCACUUCAGCCCAAUCCCCGUAUUAGAUGGCUGACCCGCUCAGACAGCGGAAGGGGGGCGAGAUCGAAUUUGGGCAGUGUGACCCCAUGACGCUCAGCGCAUUUGCUCACUUUAAUAGAUCUGACGCGCUUUUAAACUAUCACGAUGCACGGUUUUGAAGGUCUUCAACUGACGGGCUAACUCGGUCCUCUCAAGACCUACAGUCAGGCCGCAGUGGCUUCCUCAUGCGGCGUCUAUGACAGUCAUACUUACAUUGAAUCCGAGCCUCCUCUUGCCUUGUUUCUGUGAAAACCUGGUCCCUCGUACGCGGACUAGGCGUAAUUGGUACUCGUGGACGGGUUGUUGACCAUUGCGUCCGAGCCCGCCUCCGGUCGUUCUGACUGUCUCACGCCACCUGGCCCGAGUGGGUGAGAGAUGAGAGAGUGCAGCAGAUGCUACGCAAGCCCUAACUCACGCGCAAGUCACUGUCCUGCGCCCGCAUCGUUGUGGCACACGAUGAGCAUCGUCAUUCGCGAUGCUCGAACUGACUGGACAUUCUGACCAUCAGAGAGUUCGUCAGCUUGGCUUCCUUCUGCGGAUGCAUCGCAUGUCUCCUCUGCAAUAGUCCACCUCUCUCUCGCAAGUCAUUACUGCAUCCUCGGUACACUGAUGGUCCGCGUUUGCUGGGUGGACAAAGCAGCGCUGUGCAAGUAGUUCAGUGAAAAUUCAUUCGCUGCGGUUAAUCUUCUUUGCUGUGACAGUUCAGUCGCCCCCUCUUUUUUGCAGUCUGAUGGGUCGUGAGGCAACUUUUACCGUUGCCAGGCUCGUGACUGUGGUGAUGAUUGUAGUGGAUCUCACAAUAACGGCACCUGGGGGAGGGGGGCGGUAUUUUUAGUCGUCGCUCUGACUCUACCUCAAGUGUCGCCAUUUGCCUGAGUCGAUUAGACUCGGUGCAUUCCUCUUAUAAAUUUCGUACGCAAGCACCUUGAGGUUUCACACUCAGUGACACUGAUCUUUCUAUUCUCAUAAUCCAGCGCACAUCACUUGCCUGGAUGUCUCCGAGUCUCGCCUCGAACGUCUCAUCCGCGUCCUGGAGAAUUUCGGUCCAGGUGUUGGUGUUGGCCGACCUGGCCUGCCCGACGUUCGCGUUGCCCCCACUUCCAGUCUGCGCCCUCUUCUUCGGAAGGCCGCCAAAGACGCGGCUGAUAGGGAUGAACUCUUUGAUCGGGUUCUCGUUGACGUGCCCUGUUCAACUGAUCGCACAGCGCUGACCUCGGACAAGGGCAGCUUCUUCUCCCGUGGCAAGGCGAAGACCCGGAUGGAGUUGCCCACAGUUCAGAGGAAGCUACUUUGGUACAGUGAGAGUUCCAGCCUUCUUAUUGUCCUCCUGCAUAUAGCAGCACAGUGUUUUGGCUGAUUCUGGCUCAUGAAAUCACCACCUGAACCAAAUGAGUAACACUUCCCCCUCCCUUUCUAUCUUUUCAGGGAAGCUAUGCUGGCCUGUCGUCCGGGCGGCUACGUCGUCUACUCCACAUGUACGUUGUCGCCGGCGCAGAACCAGUCGGUGGUUGAGGCCUGUCUCACUCGACUGGCUCACGCUAAGGCCGACGGUGGUCACCUGUCCAAACUACGCUACGCCUUUGUUGACCCCACGCCAUUCAUCCGCUUGGUCGCUGGGUGUGAGCCGCUGGGUGUAAAUAUCGUGCCCGCCUACGCUUCACUGCCGGUUGAUAGUCAUCUCUGCCACCCUGACCUCGACAUUCCCUCACCUCCUCCACCCCUGGGAUUCUACGUAUUACCUAGGCUCUCAAGUAACUACGGCCCGAGCUUUGUUUGCAAACUCAAACGUCUGGAGUAG
Molecule: messenger RNA, 11283 nt
Organism: Spirometra erinaceieuropaei
Lineage: Eukaryota; Metazoa; Platyhelminthes; Cestoda; Diphyllobothriidea; Diphyllobothriidae
Source: the annotation of a GenBank genome assembly